CGACCAUAGUGCGGAAAUGUUUUCGUCAUCGGGAAGUGAACACUGCAUAGAACAAGCAAACUAAAAAGCAGGAAGACAUGGGGCGUCUAGUUAAUGGAGCUACUCUAUUGGCUUUAUUAUGUUUUCAUGUUUUCGCUGUGAAUGUUACUGCCAGAAAUGGUGUGAGUUCUAGCAAAGAUGAAGAGGAAAAAACGUUAAUUGGAGGCGGCAAGGGUGGUGGCUUUGGCGGUGGUUUUGGAGGAGGAUCUGGCGGUGGAAUAGGAGCAGGCGGUGGUUUUGGAGGCGGCGGUGGCGCUGGUGGAGGUGGAGGAGGUUUUGGUGGUGGACAGGGGGGAGGUGUCGGAGUCGGUGGUGGCUUUGGUAAGGGUGGUGGGGUUGGCGGUGGUUUUGGAGGUGGACACGGUGGAGGAGUUGGUGGUGGUGCUGGAGCAGGUGGUGGGUUUGGAAAAGGCGGAGGGAUCGGAAAGGGUGGCGGGGUUGGCGGCGGAGCUGGUGGUGGAAUAGGCAAAGGCGGUGGUCUUGGUGGUGGAAUUGGCAAAGGUGGAGGAGUUGGUGGCGGGAUUGGAAAAGGUGGAGGUAUUGGUGGCGGUAUAGGCAAAGGUGGAGGAUUUGGCGGUGGUUAUGGUAAAGGAGGAGGUAUUGGUGGUGGUAUCGGAAAAGGCAGAGGAGUUGGAGGUGGUAUUGGCAAAGGCGGAGAAGUUGGGGGUGGUAUUGGUAAAGGCGGAGGUAUUGGCGGUGGUAUCGGCAAAGGCGGUGGAGUUGGUGGUGGUAUCGGCAAAGGUGGAGGAGUUGGUGGUGGUUUCGGCAAAGGUGGAGGAGUUGGCGGUGGAAUUGGGAAAGGGGGAGGUAUCGGCGGUGGCAUUGGAAAAGGUGGUGGAAUUGGCAAAGGAAGAGGCAUUAGAGGCGGAAAUGGCAAAGGUGGAGGUAUCGGCGAUGGCGGCUUUGGGAAAGGGGGAGGUAUAGGCAAAGGCGGAGGCAUUGGUGGCGGUAUUGGAAAAGGAGGAGGAAUUGGUGGCGGCAUAGGCAAAGGCGGAGGCAUUGGAGGUGGAGGAGGCUUUGGCGGUGGAGGUGGAUUUGGCAAAGGCGGGGGAAUCGGUGGUGGAAUAGGCAAAGGCGGAGGAUUUGGUGGCGGGGGUGGAUUUGGGAAAGGAGGGGGUUUUGGUGGAGGUGGUGGAUUUGGUAAGGGCGGAGGAUUUGGCGGUGGAGGCUUUGGAGGCGGAGGUGGAGGUGGAGGUGGAGGUGGAGGGGGUGGUGGAAUCGGACAUCACUAAGCUGAAACACAUUACGUUGUAUUGAAUGCAUGCCUCACGUACACUUGGUUUGAUAGUGAGAGUAAAAUAUGAACAAAUCAAAAAUAAUAAUCUUUAUAAUAUUAUUGAACAAAAAAUUAUUCGAUGAAA
Messenger RNA from Brassica napus (rape), 1400 nucleotides. Its product is annotated as glycine-rich cell wall structural protein. The record is from RefSeq and is a predicted model, not a curated record. The transcript has a single exon. NCBI's taxonomy places the organism in Eukaryota, Viridiplantae, Streptophyta, Magnoliopsida, Brassicales, Brassicaceae. Bases 78 to 1271 code for a protein of 397 amino acids.